This is a messenger RNA of Cajanus cajan (pigeon pea), 2003 nucleotides long. RefSeq names its product zeaxanthin epoxidase, chloroplastic. The record is from RefSeq and is a predicted model, not a curated record. Gene Ontology annotation, molecular function: FAD binding. NCBI's taxonomy places the organism in Eukaryota, Viridiplantae, Streptophyta, Magnoliopsida, Fabales, Fabaceae.
CGUUAAAAUUAUAAGAAAGUAAAAUUACGUUAACCGUGAUUUUGAAAUUCAGAAAUUGAGUAAUUCAAACACGCUCGUGAUUUUAGAACAAUUGCAACGUGGGUCAGCCAAAGUCACUAUAAAUUCCACUCACACAAGUCAUUAAAAGUAUCUGCUUUUGCUUCUUCUUUGCGAUCAUCAUUGAUCAAUGUCUUCUGUGCAUAUCCUGUGUUCAUGCACUAGUCAGGGUUCUUCCAUUGGAUAUAGAUACCCCCAUGACAGGAUCAACAAGAAAAGAUAUUCAAUUAGAGUUGAAGGUGGGAGUGGAAUUGUUCUGCCAAAUUCAGAGGAAGGGAGAAAGAGGCUGAGAGUGUUGGUGGCUGGUGGGGGCAUUGGUGGUCUUGUGUUGGCUCUGGCUGCAAAGAAAAGAGGGUAUGAAGUGAAGGUAUUUGAGAAGGAUUUGAGUGCUGUGAGAGGGGAAGGUAGGCACCGUGGCCCAAUUCAGCUCUUGAGCAGUGCUCUUGCAGUGUUGGAAGCCAUCGAUCGGAGUGUUGCAGGGCAGAUAAUGGAGGCUGGUUGUGUCACUGGCAAUAGGACUAAUGGCCUUGCUGAUGGUCUAUCUGGGGAGUGGUUCAGUGUGUUUGAUCUUUUGACUCCUGCUUCGAGGAAAGGGCUUCCUGUAACUCUAGUCAUAUGCAGAAUGACACUGCAAGAUAUAUUAGUGAAAGCAGUUGGUUCCAACAUACUUAGAAACAAAUCUAAAGUUGUGGAUUUUAUUCAAGAACCUAGCAAGGUUAGAGUGAUCCUGGAAAAUGGAGACCACCAUGAUGGUGAUAUUUUAAUAGGGGCAGAUGGAAUAUGGUCAGAAGUGCGAUCAAAACUCUUCGGGUGGCAGGAAGCAAAGUACUCAGGUUUCACAUGCUACAGUGGAUUAACAAACUAUAUGCCCCCAUAUAUUGAUACUAUAGGGUAUAGGGUGUUCUUGGGGUUGAACCAGUACUUUGUUGCUUCAGAUGUUGGCCAUGGGAAGAUGCAAUGGUAUGCUUUCCAUGGUGAACCCCCUUCAAGUGACCCUUUCCCUGAAGGUAAGAAGAAGAGGCUUUUGGAUCUCUUUGGUAACUGGUGCAAUGAAGUGAUUGCACUCAUAUCAGAAACACCCGAGCAUAUGAUUCUGCAGAGGGAUAUAUAUGACAGGGACAUGAUCAACACUUGGGGAAUUGGGAGAGUGACUUUGUUAGGUGAUGCAGCACAUCCAAUGCAACCAAAUCUUGGUCAGGGGGGUUGUAUGGCAAUAGAGGAUUGUUACCAACUGAUACUUGAGCUUGACAAAGUUACUAAACAUGGGUCUGACGAGUCUGAAGUUAUCUCAGCCCUUAGAAGAUAUGAGAAGAAAAGAAUUCCACGAGUUACGGUGUUACAUACAGCUAGCAGGAUGGCAUCAAAAGUGCUAGUAAACUACCGACCUUAUAUUGACCUUAAAUUUUGGCCACUAUCGCAGAAGGUAGCAAAUAUGCAGAUAAAGCACCCUGGCAUUCAUGUAGCUCAAGCGUUUUUCAAGUUCACUUUUCCACAAUUUGUUACUUGGAUGAUUGCUGGCCAUGGGUUGUGGUGAAGAUAAACAUGCAACGUGUUGAAAAUAAAAAGGGCUCACCAAUUUUUCCAUGAUCUCAUUGAAAAUAAAAAUGGCUCACCAAUUUUACCAUGAUCAUAUUGAAAAUAAAAAGGGCUCACCAAUUUUAGCUUGAUCAAAGUUAGAGUAAUUUUAUUGGGCUAUGUAGGUAUUUUUUUUCUCUUGGACUAGAAGCGCCAUAAUUUAUACCCAUCAUUUUCACUGGAAUUCUUGUUCCAAAUGUUUAGAAAUUAAACAAAAAAGAGAAAAGUAGAGUAGGUCCUCUUGAGAACCAAAACUGGACACGACAUGGAAAAACGCAUCUUAUACUCCAUCCCAUGUUUUGUAUUGUGAUCAACAAAUUUGAGUAACGAAGAAAGUUAUAAAUAAAAUGAGAUCGAAUUUAUCAGGGACA